AUGAAGCGGAUCAUCCUGUGGGGAGCUAACAGAGGAAGAACCUCGUUCCGCCCAUUCGUAAAUUUGGGCUACUCACACAACAUGUGCAAGAAGGACAUGCACACAGGUCGGUACCUUUGCCUAAACAACGACAAGCGGACUCUGAACAAGUUCGCAAAUUUAAAAAAUAUCCAUCUGAAGAAAAACACCUGCACAGGCAAGGUGGAAAUAUUCAUCGACGAUUUAAUAUUAUUAACGAAUGGGAAAAAUGUACUUUCCUUCGAAAGUUUUGAUCUGUGCUUUUUGAUAAAGUAUGAGUUGCUGCGGAAUAGGGAAAAGAUGGAUUUGCAGAAAAUGCCGUUAACCUUGACGGCUAACAAUUUCGUCGAUUUUCUGGAGGGGGUGAUACCUCCAGGGGGAGACGACACACACAUCAAGAGCAAAGAUAAGCAGAUCUAUUUCCAAGAGCAGAGAAUGAUCAUGGAAAAUAAAAUCUUUGAAAAUUUUCAAAACGAUUUAAUUCUUUAUCAAAAUGGACAGCCUAACAUGAUGGACAGAGUGAAGAAGCUGGGAGGGUCCCAAACGAUUGAUUUGCCGAAAAGUCUGAAUUAUGUAGAAAAUUACGAAAUAAAUAACUUAAUGGAGGAAGAAAAUAAUGUGUAUACUAAGUUCAUUUCAAUUUUUGAAAACAUUCAUGGAGUUAAGUUAAGAAGAGCAAAUCACUUUGAAACUCCUGUGCAGGAUUUGUGUGUGCAGGAGAAAAUAAAAAAUUUGUUAAAAAAUAUGAACAGUUCAGAUAUUUUUUUAUUUUACAAAUGCACACAGAUUUUGAAUUCCUUCGUUUUUAGCUACCUCUUUUUGCAUGGGUAUAUAGGUUAUAAGGAUGUGUAUAGGUGCUGCAAUUUGGAGUACAUUUAUCAGUUCUUUAAAUGGGGCUACGUGUACGAUGUACACGGUACCAAGGACGCGGGUGCGUUGCUCGCACUUUCGUCAUUGAGCUUGGUCAGGGUGCUCCUCCAUCAGGAAGUGGAGAAUAACGCGAAGCGGUGA
This is a messenger RNA of Plasmodium knowlesi strain H, 1029 nucleotides long. Its product is annotated as ATP synthase mitochondrial F1 complex assembly factor 2, putative. NCBI's taxonomy places the organism in Eukaryota, Apicomplexa, Aconoidasida, Haemosporida, Plasmodiidae. Gene Ontology annotation, cellular component: mitochondrion. The transcript has a single exon. Bases 1 to 1029 code for a protein of 342 amino acids. Gene Ontology annotation, biological process: mitochondrial proton-transporting ATP synthase complex assembly. The record is from RefSeq and is a predicted model, not a curated record.